AUGAAUAAGCACUUUUCUGCAGGUUCACGACAUGACGAGACCAAAGAUUCAAGAAAAUUAAUGGGAAUCCUUAAAGGAUCAGAAACAAUUGACAAUAAUAAUAAGCCUUUGAUGGGCAGAACCAGGAUAUUGGUACUCUGUGAAAAUGGAGAACGAAAAGAAGUUGUAGUUGACAUUGUGCAAGUAAAAAAGAAAGCAAAGGGUGAAACUGAAGCAGCACGAUCUUCAAAAAAUGUGAAAGAUUCAGAAGAUGGUAACUUUCGAAGGAGUUUCUCACAAAAAAUGGAUAAUCUUUUUAGAGUCGCAAAAAGAGCAAGAACGAAAAAGGAUAAUAAGGACGAAGAUAAAUCACGAUCAACCAAUAACAAAGUAAAGACAUCUGUAAGCAAGGCCAUAGGGUCCACUAGCAAAUCUGCGAGUUUAUCUGUUCCCAAAAAGAGCAUGUCAAGUGGGCCCACCAGUCGUCCCAGCAGCCCAGAAGGUAGUAAUAAGUAUAAUCAUACAGUGAGAAAAUAUGCAUCUACAACAUCAAUUCGUAGCCGACCAAAUACACCGGAUACUUAUAGACAAAAUACGUCGCCUUCUAUUCGUUCACGAACACCUGAUGAGUCCAAACCCGGAAAGCAACUCCCACAACGUAAAAAUUUUAUAUAUAUUGGUGUUCCUGGUAAUAUCAGUUGUCCAACAACGGUAAUUCGGGAAACGAACCAUAGCGUAUUUCGUAUUCAUAAUCCGACCAAUAAACCAGUUACUUGGCAUCUUACUACUGCAACAAAUCCUUUUCUGCGUCGUUCCGACACAACCAAUUCAGCCCAAAAAAUAAAUGAUGAAGUCUUCUUGAUAAUGAAAACGAGUGGAUUACUUCGAGCAGGUCAAACCGAAAGAGUCGAUAUAAGCUUUCGUCCUAUUUUCAUUGGCACAUAUUCACAAAGUUUUAUGUUAGAGGAUUCGAUUAGCUCGGAAGGUUCUGGUGGAUUGGGCGGUGUUAGUGUUCGCGUUCAAGGCGAAGGAAGAGCGGAUGUAUCUAGUCAAAUAAAGGUUGAUACAAAAAAAAGUGGAUCGAGAACGAUGGACUUUGAAGUUUCCGAAUCUGAAAUUCAAAUUCCUGCUACCAGAAUUGGUAAACGUAGAUCAGUUGGAAUUAAUAUAAAUAAUCCCUCAAAUCAACUCGUAAGGAUAAAGUGCAAAUGUGAAGUAAUGGGAAAUAUCUCAGGCUCAAUUCCCAAUUUGUCAAUACCUUUGUCAAGUGUUCAAAUAAAACCGCAUGCAUCUGUUACCUUACCGGUACGUUUUCAACCAAGAGAAGUGGGUGAAGUUCGGGCUGUUGUCAAGUUACAAGCUAUCGGUAGAGCAGAGGUUUUGGUGGAUAUUAUUGCGAAAGGUGUGCAAGAUACACCUGAGACAUAG
Messenger RNA from Racocetra persica, 1407 nucleotides. NCBI's taxonomy places the organism in Eukaryota, Fungi, Glomeromycota, Glomeromycetes, Diversisporales, Gigasporaceae. The record is from the annotation of a GenBank genome assembly.